This is a messenger RNA of Aricia agestis (brown argus), 1681 nucleotides long. It is a transcript of the gene Nemp, whose product is annotated as nuclear envelope integral membrane protein 1a. The record is from RefSeq and is a predicted model, not a curated record. The transcript is spliced from 9 exons. Gene Ontology annotation, cellular component: nuclear envelope. NCBI's taxonomy places the organism in Eukaryota, Metazoa, Arthropoda, Insecta, Lepidoptera, Lycaenidae. The coding region runs from base 91 to 1434 and encodes 447 amino acids.
UUAAUUUUUUGUUAUUUGCCGGGAAAUAAAAUAUACCUAAUUAUCUUUUUUUCAUGAAAACAUAAGUGUCCCCUAUAUUUUGUGGUCAAAAUGAUCCAUAAAAAUAAGCUCCUUCUAUCAUUUUUAGUUAUUAUUUUGCCUCUGAAAGGCAUUCAGCCAAUGAAUGGAAAGUCUGCUCCAUAUGAUGUACAUUGGCUUGGGGGGCCGACAGUAAUCGAAAGAGAUGUUCAGCCAUCAAAGCAAACAGUAGAAAUAUAUUGUUAUCCAAAAACACCAAAAAACUUGUUUGCAUUAUGGCAAACGGUUAAAUUCCACAUUAAAAUAAAGAAUGACGAGUUCAGCCAGUAUAUAGGUGAAAAUCCAGAAGAAGUAUACAAGGAGUUCAAAGAAGACAGCUAUGGCUGGGCCGUUGUUAAUCCUUUUCAGAAAAAGCCAUCUAAGACUGUUUCAAUUAACUUAUUUUCUACAACCUGUAUGGCCAUCAAUACAAAAAUAAACCAUAGCAUAGAGCUACAGAUACAAAGAGUGGAUCUUUGGAGAGUGGUCCUUAUGGCAGUUGGCAUAGGACUCAUAUUUUCAUCCCGGACAUUAAGCAAUAAUCCUGUUUUCUUCUAUCUGUGUGGAAUAUUAGUUGGUACCAGUGCUUCUUUUAUGGUGCUUGUGUACUAUGUCAGCAAAUUGUUGCCAAAAAAAACCCUUACAUAUGGCCUACUCAUUGGUGGUUGGACAGUUGGUGUAUACUUGUUCCAACAAGUAUGGGAGAAUAUACGGAGUAUAGUUAUGUCGUACCAGGUGUACCUUUUCUGGUAUACACUCAUCUUCAGUUUCAUCAGCUUCCUAGUGUGCUACAGGAUAGGACCGCCGAAGAACCAGAGGAGCAAAAAUCUGGUCAUGUGGACAUUACAGGUGGUUGGAGUCCUUAUGAUUUUCUUCAGCAGUCAGUAUCAAGAGGCAUCAGGGGCUAUUGCUGCAGCUUCCAUCAUCAUCAAGUACUUUCCCCAAUCACUUGUCAUCAUGAUACAAAGUUACUGGCGCCGAAAGUUCCCUCCAAAGCCUCGUCUGUUAACAAGCGAGGAGUACUACGAGCAAGGAGCCCGGGAGACGAAGCGCGCGCUCGACAACCUGCGGAAAUACUGCUCCAGCCCUGACUGCGCUCAGUGGAGCAUCAUGCUAAAGCUGAAUGACUCAAAAAGGCGUGGGGACACAACUCUUAGCCCAGCGAGUGUUUCUCCAAGGAAAACGAUCAAAUCUCCCACAAAACAUAUCCGAAAGAUAAAGUUUGCUAGUUUCGUUGAAGGCAAUUCGCAUCUAAGUGAUGAUGAAGUAUUAGAUUACGAGUCCUACGCUUUUUCCAUGGAGCGCACAAAACCCGUGGCCAAUUCGACCAGAAACAUGGAGAUAUCAGACGACGACUCGUCCGAUGAUGAUGAUUGAAGUGAUUAGCGUUUGCUCGUUAACAAGGCUGAUUUAAAUUUUAGCUAGUCAUGAAGUUGAGAUAUUGAAUAUUAACUGUUGAGGGAUCCUCAAAAAACAUUCUCCAAAAUAGAUUUUAGGAUCCCAAAACAACUUUUAUAAUGGUAAGUUGUUCAUUAAUAAUAAACAUUUUCUUUGUAAAGAUCAAAUAACAAAACAUGGGCAACAUCAGCAUAAUUUUUGUCUUUAAAUAUCUGUAGUUAUUGAC